GGGCGAGAUUCGGUACGCCUUCUGCCCUGUGGAGUAGUGACGUCCGUCUCACUUCAGACAAUACAAUCAAAUGCUCAGAUUAUGACCCCUUGGCUUCCAGAGACAUACAUAUGGUCCCUCUGUUUCCACCUGUGAUGUCAGAAAACGGGUCUUUGAAGCGCGUUCCGUACUUGGUGAGCAACGCUGUACCCGUGACCAACCAGUCGCUGGAACGAUGGAGUGAGUUGAUGAAUGAGCUCAUUCCUAGAUGGGUUGUCGUCGGAGGUCCUUUGAAUGUGGUGAUGGGUCCUGCCUUUGACAACGACGCCGAUUCUCACGUGGAUGACUUUACGGGAUUCGGCAUUCCCGAAGUCCCCUCAGAUUUGUUUGUUGUGCUGACAAGGUGUCUCAAAAACGUGAUAUCUGUGGACCACUGUCCCUACGACCACCUGGAUGUCCUCAGCUUCAUUUAUCCUCUUGAUGAACCUGUUUCCAAUUGUUUGGACGAGGAGCGCUAUGCCUUGGAAUUCACUGCGAAGAUCCGCGAUGUCGAAAUGGCUACCGGUCUGACUUUCUAUCCAGAUUUGUCUUUUAGAGACAGAGUCACCCUCGAGCAAAGGAUCACCUCGAACCUGUGGCCGUUAAACUGAUAUCGUGUUGAGAUAUUUAGAUAAAGAGGCAGAUGCA
Macrobrachium nipponense is the source of this 666-nucleotide messenger RNA. RefSeq names its product venom phosphodiesterase-like. NCBI's taxonomy places the organism in Eukaryota, Metazoa, Arthropoda, Malacostraca, Decapoda, Palaemonidae. The record is from RefSeq and is a predicted model, not a curated record. Bases 111 to 629 code for a protein of 172 amino acids. The transcript has 4 exons.